Molecule: messenger RNA, 974 nt
Organism: Macrobrachium nipponense
Lineage: Eukaryota; Metazoa; Arthropoda; Malacostraca; Decapoda; Palaemonidae
Product: neuronal acetylcholine receptor subunit alpha-10-like
Exons: 6
Coding region: 8-937 (309 amino acids)
Biological process (GO): regulation of membrane potential; signal transduction; nervous system process
Cellular component (GO): neuron projection; plasma membrane; synapse
Molecular function (GO): transmitter-gated monoatomic ion channel activity involved in regulation of postsynaptic membrane potential; excitatory extracellular ligand-gated monoatomic ion channel activity; transmembrane signaling receptor activity
Source: RefSeq, a predicted model, not a curated record
CAAGCAGAUGGACGACGGAGAUACCUCCAACUACCAGAGCAACGGAGAGUUCGACCUGAUGGAGUUCUCCGCCACCAGGAACAUUACGUAUUAUUCGUGUUGUCCAGAGCCCUACCCUGACAUCACCUACACCAUCAAGAUCAGAAGAAGACCCAUGUUCUAUGUCUUCAACUUAAUUCUGCCGUGCGUUCUCAUCAACGGCAUUGCGCUGCUGGUGUUCUACGUUCCGAGCGAAUCCGGGGAGAAGGUGACCCUGGGGAUCUCGUCCCUUUUAUCUAUGACUGUUUUUCUCAUGACGAUCCGGGAGAGCCUCCCCCCGACGGAGAAGACGCCUCUCAUAAGUAUGUACUACGGCGUUACAAUCUGCCUCGUCAGCUUCGCCUCUGGGCUGUCAGUGCUGACGCUGAACAUACACCACCGGGGAAUCAGAGGGCUGGAGGUUCCCACUGUGGUCAAAAAAGUAGUUUUAGGAGGAAUGGCCCGACUCGUCUUCCUCCAUUUUGAGCCCCAGACGUCUGUCAAGGAUGAUAAGACCAUCCUACAAAACGAUUUAAGACCCGAACCCUGCGGUCGCACGGACUCCAUGAGCAUGGAAAAAAUCCACAUCCGCGAGUUAGAUGUGACAGAUAACUUCCGCAUGUCACCGAGAUCUGCCCAGAGGCAGCAAAUGGGUCCCAACAACGAUACCCCGACAGCCACGCCUACAGCAACACAGGUCACAGAGUUCGAGCAGCACUUCGUCCGCGUUCUGAACAAGGUCUACCAGACGAUCGAGAAGAACGAGAUGCGUCUCGGAGAGCACGACAGACGGGAGGCAGUUAGGGUCGAGUGGCAACAGGUGUCCCUGGUGUGCGAUCGCGUCCUGCUGGCCUGCUUCUUGCUGUCGACAGUCAUAGCGACGACGACUAUACUAUUUUCCUCGCCCCACGGUCCUUGACAACAUCUCUGUCGCGUUUCUAGCAGAGUCAGCGAAA